Zootermopsis nevadensis is the source of this 2219-nucleotide messenger RNA. The record is from RefSeq and is a predicted model, not a curated record. NCBI's taxonomy places the organism in Eukaryota, Metazoa, Arthropoda, Insecta, Blattodea, Termopsidae.
AACUGUCGGGAGCCAUGAGAGAAGGAAAGGGAACACCAAAGAAAAGAAGACCAAGUAAUUAAAUAAAGGAACACCAAGUGAAAACCAAAAUAAAAUAAAAUACACAAUUAAACAAAUCACCUGCUUAAAAAUACAAAACAAUCCUCCCAAACCAAACCCCCGGGGUCCUACUGUCGGGACGCAUCCAACGUCCCACCUAACCAACUUCUCCCCUAGUUCGGUCAAGAAUAAACAAGAGCUAACGCAGGCAAGGUCGGCAGGCCACAAGAGGACCUGUCUGUGCCACACGGUGCCCCAACAGCACGCCCACCACAACACUCUUAACUUCAGAAUCGUCAAAAAAAAUUGGAAUACCAAAAGACAAAUCAGGAGCGGUCACAAGCCCCCCCAAAAAACAAAACUUCCGCAACCACGCUCUUCUACCAAUUUGCGCCCUACUGGCGGCCGAAAAGAUUAAAACAAUCCCAGAGGCCGGGAGGUCAUAGGAUAAGAAAAGCGGUUAAGCCAAAAAACAAAAUAAAAGAACCCCCCGAUUAAUCGAAAAGUAUAUUUAAUAAAAUUUAUAUAAACAUUGAAAUAAAGAGAACAAAGAGACACAAAUCGGUCAACCCUUCCAGGGCUCAGUCUCCGGUUGGUUAUACGACUAGACACGUCAGACUAGACCCCCAAAACAGACCUGCCUUUAACCUUUCUCCUGGAGACUUUCACUCCCGACGGACACACACAGACCGUCUGCCCUGCCGUCUCAUCAGGGCCUCGAAGCCAGCGACUCCAAAGAACGUCGAGAGGGGAGGCAUGGUUCACCAAUUGCAGCACUGUUACAGAAUGCCAGUAGUGGAGAAGAUUGGUCGCCGCAACAGCAUCCCCAUUUUAUACACACGUGGGACUCACUAUGAAGUUGGAUUUGACGUGGGAUGCACUUUCAGAGGCUUCAUUCAUAGUUUAUUGGCUGCUUCACAACCACUGAACGAGGUGUUUCUGCCACUGUUUGAGACAGAGGCUGGGCAGAAGGUGUACCAUGAGACUCUAUCAUCUGUCCGCCAGAACUUCCCACAGUAUUUGAAGGAGAUGGAAGGAACAGCUGAUGGAGCUCAAGUGCCCUUCUAUAAGUUGUUUCUGCUUCAUAUGGAUGAAAUUCUGCCCAAUGUCUUGCGGGAGCAGCCAACCAAAACCCAUGGUACAGGAUGUUCCACUGUUUGCUGCAACAAUCCUGGAGAGGAGAUUCUGGGUCAUACUGAAGAUGCUUUGUCUGAAGUGUUGAAUCAUGUCUACUUUGUGUCAGCUCAUAUCAUCUCUGACUUGCCACAAGGUCGUUGGAAAGUAACUGAGGAAAAGCAAAGUGUUUGCAAUCUGAACGGUCCUGGCAUUUUACUUACAGCUCGACACUUUUUGACAAGAGCUCUGCUAGCAGCUGAGAACUUUAGCCAGGCACAAGAGAUUCUGCGGGACUCUGGUUGUGGAGCUGGAGAUGCAGUCAGUAUCAAUAUGACAUUCCUAAACCAAGAGGGGGACCGACUGUUCCAUAAUGCAGAGGUAGGACCAGCAGUGGGUGGAGCUAAUGAAUCAGCUCUUAAUAUUUUUACUGCUAGUCCUGGAGAACACAUCUUUCAUUGUAACAAGUAUUUGAGACUGCAGAGUCCUGAAGCAGGUGGUGAAAUAACGACGAGUAGCGACCAUCGUCAUGCCACCAUGAGCAGUUUACCUUGCCCUUAUUCCAGAGGAGAUGUUAUCAAUAUAUUGGGUGAUCAGUCUGAUAAAGAGUACUCCAUCUUCCGUGAAUCUGGGGAUGAUGAUUAUGUUAAGACUGUGGCUGUAGGAAUAUUUGACUGUGUUGGACGAACAUGGAGUAUCUAUACAGAUAAUCCAAUGACAAAUGAACCAGUUAUAGUUCUGCCUCUUCAGUUUAAGCCAUCAGUCAAGUGAAGACAUUUGUGACAUGUGCAAUAUAAUAUAGAACCUAUCCUGUAAGCUGUUUUCAGAACCAGAAGCGGGAAUUGAAAUUAGGUCACAGUUGAGGGCAUCACAAAACUAUAUCAACAGCAUAGAUAGUAUCUGACAUAAUAGGAAAUCAUCAGUCCUCAAGUGACAAGAUAGCACUGUUCAGUGGUUAGUACUCCUGCUUCAUAUUCAGGUCUGAGGUUCAGAUCACACUGGAGGCAGCUAAUCUUAUUUGGGGGGGGGUUUGUGGCUGCUUCUUUCCACAACUUUAACAGAUUUUC